Messenger RNA from Talpa occidentalis (Iberian mole), 2656 nucleotides. RefSeq names its product R-spondin 2 (gene RSPO2). Bases 177 to 905 code for a protein of 242 amino acids. NCBI's taxonomy places the organism in Eukaryota, Metazoa, Chordata, Mammalia, Eulipotyphla, Talpidae. The transcript is spliced from 6 exons. The record is from RefSeq and is a predicted model, not a curated record.
CCGCGCACGGUUCAAGUGCGAGAGAUGCUGAUCGCGCGGCACUGACAAGUGAGGUCCCCGGGCGAGUGGCUCCUCCACUCGGCGUCUGCCCCGGCUGCGCGGUCCGCGCCGCCCGCUCGGAUGAGCCCUCCAGUUCCCCGACUUUGAGAGGCGUCUUUCCCAGCCCAACCGCCCAGAUGCAGUUUCGCCUCUUCUCCUUUGCGCUCAUCAUCCUGAACUGCAUGGAUUACAGCCACUGCCAAGGCAACCGGUGGAAACGCAGUAAGCGAGCUAGCUAUGUAUCAAAUCCCAUUUGCAAGGGUUGUUUGUCUUGUUCAAAGGACAAUGGGUGCAGCCGAUGUCAGCAGAAGUUGUUCUUCGUUCUUCGAAGAGAAGGCAUGCGCCAGUAUGGAGAGUGCCUGCAUUCGUGCCCAUCGGGGUACUAUGGACACCGAGCCCCAGAAAUGAACAGCUGUGCAAGAUGCAGAAUAGAAAACUGUGAUUCUUGCUUUAGCAAAGACUUUUGUACCAAGUGCAAAGUAGGCUUUUAUUUGCAUAGAGGCCGUUGCUUUGAUGAAUGUCCAGAUGGUUUUGCACCAUUAGAUGAAACCAUGGAAUGUGUGGAAGGAUGUGAAGUUGGUCACUGGAGUGAAUGGGGAACUUGUAGCAGAAAUAACCGCACAUGUGGAUUUAAAUGGGGUCUGGAAACCAGAACACGGCAAAUUGUUAAAAAGCCGGCAAAAGACACGAUACCCUGUCCAACCAUUGCUGAAUCCAGAAGGUGUAAGAUGGCCGUGAGGCAUUGUCCAGGUGGGAAGAGAACAGCGAAGGCCAAGGAGAAGAAGAACAAGAAGAAGAGGAAGCUGAUAGAAAGAGCCCAGGAGCAACACAGUGUCUUCCUAGCUACAGACAGAGCUAACCAGUAAAACGAAAGACACAGAGGGUGGAUUUUGGGGGGUUUUGUUUCCGCAAAAGUGCACAAAGCUACUCUGCCCUCAUGGACACUGGCGUGCGGCGCUUAGGCUGCUCAGACCAGCGUCUGUUCCCAGUAACGUUGUGUAAGGAGGAGCCCCGCGAGGGUGGGCUCUGUUAUUUAUGUUUUGAUUUGCGUCUGGAGACUCUGAAGGCAGGAACUUGUGACCUGAAUCCCGAAGCAGGAGUAAGUGUGCAGCCUGGGACCAGGCUUGGCGUGUGCUGAGAAAACCUUCCCUGGCACCGCAGAAGAGGGGCGAGGCCUCAGACCCCCGAUGGAGGAGGGACUUGUGCAUAUUUAUGUGAAAGAUGCUCAGCAGGCCAAGUGCCAUUUUACUCGUGACCUUUGUUUCUCACAUUCUGCAUUUUCAAGUUUAAAUGUAUGUGGCUAUCUGCUUAGUGUCACCCCACCUUGUUGUCAGCAUCUGUGACUUUCAAACCGUUGAGUUGAAACUGCUUUGGGAUGAAACUGCUUUUAGCUGGGGACACACUACAGGAUAUUCCUGCUCAGUUUCACAGCGGCUCUAAUAUGUACAUAUUCCGCUGGGACUACAUAUAAACCUCUUAUUUACUGUAUAUUUAUGCUUUCUUCUGUGUAACAAGUCAUACUUGAUUAAUAUUAUGUCACUUUGUUUCUAGAUGUUCCUAACCAUUGUCUGGUAAAUGACUUUUUUAGUUUUUGCGAAUUGACAAAUGUUUUGUUGCCCCUUGAAACUUUUCUUGGUGGGCUUAUUGCUCAUUGUAAGGAUAGGAUAAGCUAGUUUGUACAUAGUCAGAAGAUGACCAGUGUCAAAGAUUUUGAGUAUUGACAGACCUUUACCACUCCAUGUCUCCUCACAGAUCAAGCCUCACCUGACAGAAACCAAAACUCCCUUUGAUUAGAAGAUGUGAUGGCUUUCUGAUAUAUGUCACUUGUACAUAUGUCACUUGUAACCCAUCAUUGCAGUUUCACAGACCAGCUAGCAUUUUUCAAACCUUUCCAGGCAGUACAUAUAUGUAGGUAUAUACAUAUUAUGCAUAAUGUAAAGCAGUCCCUGACUUGUCGCAACAGAGGAACUUCCAAUAUUCUUGGGUCCCUAUAGAAAUUUACCAUCCUAGAAAUAACCAUGAGCCCAAGCUUGGGAUCUGAGGAGAAAACAGGAUGAACUGCUACAACUGCCAGCCAGAUCUAGUAAGUCUCCAUUGAGCCAGAAUCUAUUUCAUCCAAAACAGAGGAGCGCUAUGGAGACUUCCCAUAGGACUUUUAGAGCAGUUGUUUCAAAAACAUUUCAUUGCCCACUUGAAAUCAGUUCUUAGAGGGUUUGUGAAUUGGCUUCUGCUAAAGCUUUCAUUAUCUGCCUGGCUGUUCCAGAAGAAAAUGAGAAAAAGACACGGUGGCCGAAUUUUGAGGAAACAACUAUGGCAAGGUAAAGCCUUGUUCUCACCUUGCAUUGGCAAAACUACCUCUUCAGCAUUUUUGUUUCACUUUUGAGUCAAAAGCAUCUUCCCAAUAAAUGCCAUAUACAACAGUAGGAAAAUAUUAUUGCUAUGAGAUAAUAAGCCAUAUAUGAAUGCUGUAUACACCUUUAGGGUUUGCAUUUAAUCCUAAAGUUCACCUCCUUUCAUGUCUAUUUACACUAUAUUCCUAUUUACUAAGUGGGGAGGGGUCUCCUUUAUAUAGUGCUUCAUCAUUAAGUCAACACAUGUUCUGUUUCUGGGAUGUUCU